Ziziphus jujuba (common jujube) is the source of this 4363-nucleotide messenger RNA. Its product is annotated as putative disease resistance RPP13-like protein 1. Bases 163 to 3615 code for a protein of 1150 amino acids. Lineage: Eukaryota; Viridiplantae; Streptophyta; Magnoliopsida; Rosales; Rhamnaceae. The transcript is spliced from 4 exons. Gene Ontology annotation, molecular function: ADP binding. The record is from RefSeq and is a predicted model, not a curated record. Gene Ontology annotation, biological process: defense response to other organism.
AAGAAAAAAAAAGAAAAGAAGACAGAAAUAACUCUUAAGAUCUAACAACCAAACACAAACGCAAACACAGAACACAAACAUACACUCUCUCUCUGUUUGCAAUCAAUCAGAUUCAUAUCUUUCUGCUACUGCGAACUUGGAAGACAUACACAUACACAAAGUAUGGCUCUGGAAGUGGUUGGUGGAGCUCUCCUGUCUGCUUCCCUUCAGCUGCUGUUUGAUAGGAUGGCUUCAAAGCAGGUGGUUGACUACGUUCGUGAAAAGAAUGUGGAUUAUGGGCUGCUGAACAAGUUGAGGAUCAAAUUAUCGUCCCUUGAUAAAGUGUUGGAUGAUGCUGAGAAGAAGCAAAUUUCUGACCCAGCUGUGAGGAAAUGGAUGAAUGAGCUCAAAAACACAAUCUACAAUACGGAGGACUUGGUGUACGAGAUCAACACCGAAGCUUUACGAUGCGAGAUAGAAGGUAAACCUCCUCAUCUACUCAGCUUCUUCUCUACUAGAUCCUAUGCUAAGCAAAUGAACCAAAGGAUAGCCAAGAUCCUUGACGAACUAGAAUAUAUUGUGCAACAAAAGGAUCUGAUUGGUUUGAAAGAAGUAGGCCGUGUUGAAAACAAAUCUUCACCUAGAGUUUCAAUAAUAGUACCUCCUUUGGAAGACGAAUCUGGUAUUUAUGGUAGGAAUGCUGAUAAAGAGGCCAUUGUUAAUUUGUUGCUAUCGGAUGCUGAUACUGGUAGUAAGAUUUCUGUAAUUCCCGUUGUGGGCAUGGGUGGGCUGGGCAAGACCACCCUUGCUAAGCUCGUUUACAAUGAUUUCAGAGUAAACAAUUUAUUUGACAUCAAAAUGUGGAUUACAGUAUCUGAUGAGUUUGAUGUUUUUAUGUUGACAAAAACAAUUCUCGAAAAGGUCACUUCUCGAACAUGCUCUAUGAAGGACCAAUACGACCUGCAACUUAGGUUGAAGGAGGUUUUGGAAGGCAAAAAGUUUCUCCUGGUUCUUGACGAUGUUUGGAAUGAGAAUUAUGACCGCUGGUAUGCAUUGAAGAGUCCACUUGAAUUUGCUGCGUUUGGAAGUAAGAUUAUUGUGACCACACGUAGCGACAGUAUUGGAUCAAUGAUGGGCAAUGUUACAAAUCAUCGUCUUCAAGUAAUAUCAGAUGAAGAUAGCUGGAAAUUAUUUGCAAAACACGUAUUCAGUAAUAAUAAUGUGGAGCCAAGUAAAUAUUCAGAUAUGGAAGCGAUUGGUAAAAGAAUUGUUGAAAAAUGCCAAGGUCUUCCCUUAGCAAUAAUUUCACUUGGUGGUCUUUUGCGCUCCAAACUCAAUUUCGAGGAGUGGGAAAAUAUACUAAAGAAUGAUAUAUGGGAGUUGAUUGAUGAAAAGAAGUGUGACAUUCUUCCAGCUCUAUGGUUGAGCUAUUACUAUUUGCCUCCGCAUCUAAAACGAUGCUUCGUUUAUUGUUCAAUUUUUCCCAAAGAUCAUGAAUUUAUGAAAAAAGAUUUAAUUUUAUUGUGGAUGGCUGAAGAUCUUCUGCAACCACAAAAAAAUAAGACUCUAGAAGAAAUUGGAGAUCAAUAUUUUCAUGAUCUAGUGUCAAGGUCAUUCUUUCAAUGCAAUAAUUGUUCUUUAACCAAUUAUUACGGUUAUAUUUAUUAUACCAUGCAUGAUCUUGUGAAUGAUUUGGCUAGUUUUAUCUCAAAAGACUUCUGUUUGAGGUUGGAUGACAAUGACUUCAAAGUUCUUUCAAAUAAUGUUCGGCAUUUAUCAUGUAUGAGAUAUGAAUAUAGAAUCGAGGAUCUACGGGCUUCUUUUGAAAAUAAAUUAUUGCGCACUUUUCUACCAGAGCCAUCGUUGGGAGAGUUAAAUAAACUGCUCUUUGUAGAUUUUGAACGAUUGCAGACAAUGCAAUGCUUAAGAGUGCUUCGCUUGUGUGGCCUUGUAAAAUUGCACUACUUGCCCGACUCUAUUGGGAAUUUAAAGCUUCUAAGGUAUUUGGAUUUAUCUUGGAAUGAUAUUGGAGCAAUACCUGAUACAAUUUGUACUUUGUACAACUUGCAGACCUUAAUAUUGAGAAGUUGUUCCAAAGUUAGAUGUUUGCCUAAUUCAAUUGGCAAUUUAAAAAGUCUAAGGCACUUGGACUUGUCUUCUACUGGUGUUAGACAGUUACCUGAGACGAUAUGCAAUAUGCCUGAUUUGCAUACAUUGUCAUUGAGGUAUUGUGAGAGCCUUAGUCGCUUACCAAACAAUAUCGCAAGACUGACCAACUUGCGCCACAUCAACAUUGAGGGGACUGAUCUAGAAGAGAUGCCACCUCAAAUGUCUGCGUUGAAAUCUCUUGAAAAAGUAAGUUAUUUUACUGUAGGCAAAGAUAGUGGAUCAAGUAUUCAAGAGUUAGAAAAGCUUUCAAAUCUGCGUGGUAGUCUUGGCAUCAAAAGGCUAGAGAAUAUUGUGAACGUUGAGGAUGUUUCAGUGGCAAAUUUGAAGUACCUUACUAGACUGAGUUUGGAGUGGGAAAAUGAUGUUGAUGAUUCACAUAAAGCAAAAACGAUAUUAGAAAGACUUGAACCUCAAAUAAAUGUGGAAGAAUUAGCAAUUGCAAAUUAUGGAGGUACAAGCUUUCCCAACUGGGUAGGACGUGAUUUGUUUUGUCGAUUGGGAAAAAUGGAGCUAAAGAAUUGUAGAAAUUGUUGUUUGUUGCUGCCACUUGGACAGCUUCCCUCUCUCAAAGAGCUGCUCUUGGAAGGGUUUGAUAUGGUGGAGAGGAUAGGGCAUGAAUUUUACUGUGGCGGUUCUUCUUCUAAUUCAAUGACUAGGCCAUUUAAAUCGUUAGAAGUUUUAAAAUUUGCAGAUAUGUCAAGUUGGGAAGAGUGGUUGCCGAUGGAAGGUGAGGAAGAAGAUGGAGCUUUCCCUAAACUUAGACGGCUUGAAUUAAGAAAUUGUCCGAAGCUAAGUGCAGCCUACUUGCCUGAUUAUCUUCCAUCCGUAAAUACUCUUGGAAUCUCGGGAUGCAAAAAGCUGCUGGCUUCACUCCAAGGUGAUCAACUUCCAACGCUCGAGGUGUUGGAAUUAGGUGGAUGUCGACAAGUAGAGUCAUUUCCGGAAGGGAGAUUGCCCUCUAAUAUCCAUACAAUCCACAUUGCCUUUUGCCGAAAACUGGUCUCACUUUUGGAAGAGGGAUGGCCUUCGAAUUUAAAAUCACUUUCAAUUUACGGAUGCGAUAAGCUAUUUAAUGUCAAUACGCAGUGGAAUCUGGGAAUGCUUACCUCUCUUACAUCUUUAAAAUUCGCCUCCCUAGGUGAAGCGCUGGAUUCAUUUUUGAAGGAAGGGCAACUUCCCACCACCCUCACUUCUCUCAUUCUAUUUUCUAAUUUCAAGCUUAAAUCCCUACAUAGCAAGGCCUUUCGAAGUCUAACCUCCCUUAAAAAAUUGAAAAUUUGUAUGUGCACUAAUCUCCAGUGCUUGCCAGAAGAAGGUAUGCCAGCUUCUCUUCAAAAGUUGUCGAUCGAGAGUUGUCCUUUGGUAGCUCAACGCUGCCAGAGAGAGAUAGGGGAAGAUUGGCCCAAGAUCGCUCACAUCCCUUGUAUUCGGAUAGCUGACGAAGUUAUAUUUGAUGAUAUGUUGUAAUUAUACAGAGAUGUCCAUCUUCUACAAAAUUGUUCAGAGACAGGGCUACCUUGACGUUUGGGAAUUUCAUCCUGCAAUCUGUUGCUGUGCUUUUCAGAAGUACUUCUUUCCGCAUCUUUUUCUUAUCUGACUGUCCAUUUACAACAUGUCCUCUUAACAUGGCAAGGAAUUGAGAAUAUUCUUCAGCUUCCUAUUAUUCAGGACCAGAACUGUCUGAUAAGAUGCUACAUAUAUUUAGAUCAGCAGAUUAGUGACCUUGGUAUUUGUGGUUAUGUGGGAAAUCCAUGGAAUACCUAAAAUCUUAAUUGGAGCCUCUAUGGGAACAAGUAGAAAUCAAAUGCAUUUGGAAAUUGAAAACUGUUUAUGUGAAGAUGGAAACAAAAUGCAUUCAAAAAUGUCUUCAUGUGAAAAACUCUUCCUUUGCAGAUUCUUCCUUUGCGUUGGAUAUCUAGAUUGUGCUAAGAGGAAAAAGCUGAUCAAAUUCCUCUUGCCAUUUGGAAAGCUUGGACAAGUUUAUAUAUACCAUGUUUGCAAGCAGCCAUUCUUUGUUGUAUACAGUUGUGUAGUCUGUUGUGCAGAGUAAAGAUAUUUUUUUUUAAUAUAUCAAAAUUAUUAUUUUUGAUAUAUUUUGACUUUCUAAAAUUUUUGUCUACGAAUAUCGAAAUUCAGUUCUAUCAACUGUUCAUAAAUCAAAGGAUUGUGAACUUUAAUAAUAUUUUCAAAUUAGCAAAGUUCUCUUUUUUGAGCA